This is a messenger RNA of Penicillium paradoxum, 954 nucleotides long. RefSeq lists its product as uncharacterized. The transcript has a single exon. The coding region runs from base 1 to 954 and encodes 317 amino acids. The record is from RefSeq and is a predicted model, not a curated record. NCBI's taxonomy places the organism in Eukaryota, Fungi, Ascomycota, Eurotiomycetes, Eurotiales, Aspergillaceae.
AUGGUCGAGCUUGAUGACAGCGCCACCCAACAUGGCGCGCAGGAUAUCGAAGGGCUGCCUCCUUCGGUUAAUGUAUAUCGCUACAAGGAUAUGAAUGACUUUUGCCAGGUCAUGUCACUUGAGCGUUAUCGCCUCAAUGGUCCUUUCCGUGCUGCAGGAAAUACACGAGCACAGGCCACUGAUAGAAGUUGCGAAGGACGGCAAGGGCAUCUUACUAUGCUACCACAGACGGAAUGCACGCAAAGCGACCACACUAUCUUCAUCAUUGAACCUUCAACUUUUGCACACGACUUCCUCAACCCGUUAGCAGAUCUUCCUUUUCGCAGCAAGAUAUCUUACAGUCCGGAAACAAACCUCCUUGUUGUGAAGAUGCCUAGACCAGCCCACGAGCAAGCGACACGGGCUUUUGAAAAUAUGCUCAAAUCGGCUCUUCAACCAAUGGCCCUAGAUAGAGCAAUUUAUUGUUGGGGAUCUACAACAUUGACCGGUGCAGAUGGCACAACCAAGGAGGCAGACGGGGGAUGGAGUCCACGAAGGCCUCCACCCAGAGCUCCAAAGAGGCCUUCGAUUGUUUUGGAAGUUGGAUCGUCGCAAAAUUCUGCAAAACUUCGUCGGGAUGCUCACUACUGGGUAGAUCCAGGAAAAGGGCAAGCAAACAUGGCUAUCACCGUCAAAAUCCACCCCACCAAGCCCCAGAUCAACAUAGAUUCCUGGGAGUGGAGUUUCCAGAGCUCCCGAGCCAUCCAACAUGCCCACUCGACUAUAUCUAAAUCCGAAAGCAAUAUUCUCUUUGAUCCCAACCAACCUGCACCACACCUCCUUAUUCCCUUUGAAUUCCUAUUCCGGCGGGAAGUAAAGGAGCCCAGAGAGGGUGACGUACUUUUGCCGACUCAAGAGCUCAUCGAGUUCGCAACUUUGGUCUGGGAGAUGCAAUUCGAGAAUGAACCAGGAUGA